Messenger RNA from Biomphalaria glabrata, 1083 nucleotides. RefSeq lists its product as uncharacterized. The transcript is spliced from 5 exons. The record is from RefSeq and is a predicted model, not a curated record. Lineage: Eukaryota; Metazoa; Mollusca; Gastropoda; Planorbidae. Bases 295 to 1041 code for a protein of 248 amino acids.
UUCGAGGUUCGACACCCGACUCGAGCAGAGUUGUGUUUACUGAGCGCCUAAAGGCAGCACGGAAAACCUUCUCCCAUAUACCCCCUCCCCCACCGGUCCACAAAUGAGAUUGGACCAUAGCGCUCUGACCUUGCUAUAAGAAAGAAGAGCUAUAUAAAAGCUUUAAAUUUAUUUAUUUACUACCUACAUCAUAUUGCAGAGAGCUACAUUAAGAGAAUUGGGAUUGUCGACACUACUCUACGCCAGAGCAAGUCUGUGACAUCAAGAUUUUAACUUUUAUAUGAAGCUGGGGAAAUGUUGACUAAGACAUUACAGUCGCUUGCGUUGGGGUUUUUAGUUUUGAUUCAAGCAAGUAGCACGUCUGGACGGGUAGUUACAAGACUGGUCAAUGACAUCAACGGAGCUGUAACAAAAUGUCAGGGGGAUAAAAGCUGCUUCCCUGAUAUGAAUAGCAACUCCUCGUGGAUUCUGGCAUUUCGAGGUACAGCAGCCAUUGGGAAACCUGUCUACCCCGCGUACGUGGAUGGAACUGGAUUACCGAAGAGAAUUCAGAAAGGAUGUAUGCAGGUUGGGCAGAACUUGCCAUGUUCCAAUCACUUCAGAAACAACACAGUCUUAGACAACUGGAAAAAUAUAUCUGAAGUAGCUCUGGUCAUAUACAAAAACAGCACUCCAGUGCAUCACGUGAUAUUUAACGGAUCAAGCUCGACCUACAUGACCUGGAUGGAUAAGAAUAAGAUCGAGAGCACCAGCUGGGUAGACAUAUAUAACAAUUCUGCCAACUAUUUCGGCAUAUUCGGGCAUCAAGAAAAUGCAAUGCGGAGAACUUUUUUUAUGAACCAUAAUUACGGGACAUGCCCUAACGACCAGGGCUGGUUUGUUGCCGUUGACAACAUACUUGGCGACUGUAUGUGGGAGCAGACGCCCAAAUUUCCAAUGUUCAAAUACUCAACUGGUAAUAUUAUGAUAAACUGGAACGAGGCUAAGACAGACCAUGCUGAAUAUUUUGCCGUGUUUGUCAAAUAUAACAAAUCAACAUAGUAUGAAGAAAUAAAUUGAAAAGUCACAUGUUUAAAUGUUUAA